AUGUCUGUGGUUUCAUCACGAGACCUGGCUCACACCAGAAGGCGUCUGCAAAAAGAACUGCAAAACCUCACGAACGAUCCUAUAGAAGGCCUUUCCGCCGCACCCACUGAUCCAUCGAAUCUAUUCUCAUGGAAAGCAACAAUCAGAGGACCUCCUGACACUCCAUACGAAUCCGGUACUUUCCACCUUACCAUGGACUUCCCAGAGGUCUACCCACGCGCCCCGCCAAUAGUCAAGUUCGUGACCAAGGUCUAUCAUCCAAACAUCGAUAGCGAAAACGGAUGGAUUUGUCUGAACAUAUUGACCAUGGAAUGGAGCCCUGUAUUGAACACUUCGACGGUCUUGUUGAGCAUACGAGCGUUUCUGGAUAGCCCGGAUACGGAUGAUCCAGCUGAAUGGGAGAUUGCAAACGAGUAUAUGUACAGGAGGGAGGUUUUCGAUCAAACUGCUAGGAAUUGGACGGAGGAAUUCGCGAAUCCUAGAAGGAUAGUUGAGGACACGACCGAGGAAACGGCACCGAGUCAAGGGGUGGCUGAGAAUACGAUUGAGGACUGGGAGCUUGUAUGA
This is a messenger RNA of Alternaria postmessia, 567 nucleotides long. RefSeq lists its product as uncharacterized. Bases 1 to 567 code for a protein of 188 amino acids. The record is from RefSeq and is a predicted model, not a curated record. The transcript has a single exon. Lineage: Eukaryota; Fungi; Ascomycota; Dothideomycetes; Pleosporales; Pleosporaceae.